Molecule: messenger RNA, 725 nt
Organism: Loxodonta africana (African savanna elephant)
Lineage: Eukaryota; Metazoa; Chordata; Mammalia; Proboscidea; Elephantidae
Gene: FTL
Product: ferritin light chain
Exons: 4
Coding region: 37-564 (175 amino acids)
Biological process (GO): iron ion transport; intracellular iron ion homeostasis
Cellular component (GO): cytoplasm
Molecular function (GO): ferrous iron binding; ferric iron binding
Source: RefSeq, a predicted model, not a curated record
CGUUUUUUGUAGUUAGCUCCUAAUCGUCGACGAACCAUGAGCUCUCAGAUCAGUCAGAAUUAUUCCGCUGAAGCGGAGGCCGGCGUCAACCGCCUGGUCAACCUGCAUCUGCGGGCUUCCUACACCUACCUCUCUCUGGGCUUCUACUUCGACCGCGACGAUGUGGCCUUGGAAGGCGUGGGACACUUCUUCCGCGAGCUGUCGAAGGAGAAGCGCGAGGGUGCCGAGACUCUUUUGAAGCUGCAGAACCAGCGUGGCGGCCGCGCCCUCUUCCAGGAUGUGCAGAAGCCGUCCCAAGAUGAGUGGGGUAAUACCCUGGACGCCAUGGAAGCUGCCCUGGCCCUGGAGAAGACCCUGAACCAGGCCUUUCUGGAUCUGCACGUGGUGGCUUCUGCCCAGGCAGACCCGCAUCUCUGUGACUUUCUGGAGAGACAUUUCCUAGAUGAGGAGGUGAAACUCAUCAAGAAGAUAGGCGACCACCUGACCAACAUCCGCAGGCUGGCCGGGCCCCAGGCUGGGCUGGGCGAAUAUCUCUUUGAGAGGCUCACCCUCAAGCAUGACUAGGAGCCUCCAGAGCCUCCUGUGAGGGCCCCUCUGCAAUCUUCUGUCCUCAUCAGGCUUUUGCCUGAAUUUCUCCCUUUAGCUUUUAGGCAGCAUCUGAACCACCCUGGAGGGCCCUCUCCCAAGCCGUGGACCAAAUGGAAACAAUAAAGCUUUUUGCAGCA